AUGUUUAUCACUCAGGUUCCCGUCGCCACCAGUGGAGGAUCUAACGGAGUUGACAUUCCCGUCGCAACCAAUGCAGGAGUCAGUGGUGUUAGCUCAGGAGUCCCAGUCGUCAGUGGAGAACUCAACAGUGUUAAUCCCGUUAGCACCAAUGGAGGAGUCAAUAGCGUCAGCCUAGAAGCAGCAAGUCUUUUCACAUUCCAUUCAUCAUCUGCUAAUCUUAUAAUCGAUAUAUUUAUUAUACAGAUUCCCGUGGCCACCAACGAAGGAGUGAACAGUGUCAACAUUCCCCUCGCCACCAAUGCAGGACUCAGUGGUGCUACUUUAGGAUUGGCUGCCGUCGGCACCAAUGGAGGGCUCAACAGUGCUACUUCAGGAACGGUUCCCGUCGCCAUCAAUGGAGGACUCAGCGAUGCUGGUAUAAGACCGAUUCCCAGAUUCGUUGCCAACAAUGGAGGACUAAACAGUGUCAGCAUACCUGUCGCCACCAGUGGAGGGUUUAAUAGUGCAACUCAAGGAGUGGCUGCCGCCGGCACCAAUGGAGGGCUCAACGGUGCCACUCUAACAGCGAUUCCCGUCGGCACCAAUGGAGGACUCACCGGUGCUACUACCGGAGUGAUUACCUUCAACGACCGCAAUGGAGUUAGAUGGCGUCUUUUCCGCCAACGCGUCGACAAUUGGUAA
This is a messenger RNA of Cylicostephanus goldi, 681 nucleotides long. The record is from the annotation of a GenBank genome assembly. NCBI's taxonomy places the organism in Eukaryota, Metazoa, Nematoda, Chromadorea, Rhabditida, Strongylidae.